AUGAAACUGACUGAUGAGCAGCUCAAUACAGCAAUACAGGAACCAGAUCUACCCGAGUUAGCAGCAUGUUUCGACAAUGUUCACAAAGGCUAUCUUGAAAAACUGGAGCUCUCACCUGGAGAACAAACUGACGUGAGGACUAGAGCAUAUGUAGAUGGCACUCUGGCGGGAAUGUUGCUGGCUCUGAAAUUCUGGAUACUGACCAACGGACAAGACGCCACCUUCCAAGCUCUGCUACUCAUCAUACUCUCCCUGCUCAAAGAAGACGUUGCUGUUCGAGUGUUACUCACCUAUUGUUUUGUUUCCCCAGACUCCACCACCUCGUGUCCCCCCUCCCGAGAGAGGGUCCUGCUGAACCACAAGCUGUCCUCGUACAGGGACUACCUACAAAGUCGCUACAGAGCACGAGUAUCCACAUCAGCCACACAAUGGCCUCCUGUUCCAACAAACAAAGUCUUCAAACUGGCCAUGAUUCAGAAGGAGAAAAUACAGAGAGGAAGAAUCGACGAUGAAUUUGUUAAACUAACAAUUACGGGGAAAAUUGAUGAUAUUUUGCUUCAAAAAACUCAAAUUGACUUAAUGAAUAUUUUCUCUGAGAUUGGAAAUAGACAGAACUUUGUGUUGAUUGAAGGAGCUCCCGGCUCUGGCAAGAGCACCCUUGCUCUACACAUCUGUCAGGAGUGGGCAAAGGGGAAACUGUUCCAAGAGUUUGAUAUUUCAAUCCUCGUGAGACUGAGAGAUCCCCUUGUUAAAGAAGCAAAAACAAUAGAAGAUCUUCUCCCUUGUAGGAAUUCAACACUGGCGUGCCAAAUAGGGGCAACAAUUUCAGGGACUGAUGGCAAAGGUGUACUGUGGGUGCUGGACGGAUGGGACGAACUUCCUUCUGACCUCCCUAGAGACUCAAUCAUUAACAAACUAAUUCGACCAGACAUGUCACAAAAAGGAGCCCUACACGAAUCAGCUGUGAUUGUAACAUCUCGACCGUCAUCUUCGGCUGAGCUCCACCCACUAGUCUCGUCCAGGGUGGAGGUGUUGGGGUUCACUCCACAUCAACUAGAACAGUAUUUUACCGAGUGUCUGGAAGGUGACUCACAAGCUGUGCAGACUCUACUGGAGAGAAUUCGAGAGAACCCAGUGGUAGAAGGUAGCUGCUACCUCCCCCUCAAUGCUUCCAUUGUCGUUAAUUGCUUCCUUUCUGACAACCACUCCCUCCCCACAUCCAACCACGGGAUAUUCACAUCGGUUGUCCAAAGCUCUCUCAAGAGAUACCUCCAGGAGAAGUUGGGGAAGACCACUCCAGUGGGAGACAUCACAUCCCCAGACUCACUGCCCUCGGAAAUCAGAACACAGACCGUACAAAUGUGUCAACUUGCAUAUCAUGGGAUUGAAGCCAACAAAGCAACAUUUACUGACGGUGAUUUGGCUGCUCUUCGCAUUACGAAGGACAUUUCAAACGUUGGAUUAUUACAAACUGUUCCCAGCAUCAUUAGCGAUGGUGAUCUGGUUUACUACUGCUUUCUCCAUCUGUCUAUUCAAGAGCUACUAGCAGCAAUCCACAUCUCUCUCAUGUCUCCCAAGCAACAAAUUUCUGUAUUCCAGAAGCUAUUUGGUAGUCCUCGAUUCAGUGCAGUCUUCCAAUUUUAUGCUGGUAUCACCAAACUGAGAACUAGUAGACCAAUCCUCAGCUUGCUACCUCGAUUCUUGUGUCCAGUUCCAGCCACUGUUUUUGAUCUGGUCCAAAAGGUUGUCAAAACUGAGAAAGAGAAGUAUGGUGAGCCAAAGCCCCUUUUGUUGUCCCUCAUCAAUUGUUUGUACGAAGCUGAAGACUCGCGACUGUGUGUGUUUGUGGCUAAUCUUCUUAAUCACAAUCUACAUCUUGAUUACACUACAAUGAAUCCUAUUGACUGCCUCUCUGUUGGAUAUUUCGUAUCAGCUUGUUCCAACACCAGUAAUGGAUUCACACUUAGCCUCAGCAUUUGCUCUAUUGAUGACCAAGGCUGCAAAUUUCUGGCCCGAGGACUCUCCAAGUGUCCCAACUCUAAUAAUGAUAUUCCUACAGCAGGGAUACACAUUGCCGAGAUUAUCGAGAACACUAGUUCAAUAUCUGAAUUGAAUUUGUCUUUUAAUGCCAUUGGUAACAGUGGACUUUGCACACUCUGUGCGGCCUUGUCCACUAACACAUCAUUAAAGAGCCUGAACCUGACCAAUUGCUCACUAACAAUAUCAGACGACAAUGGAGCUGCCCUCUAUCAACUUCUGAAUACAAACAAUUCCCUCGAAUAUCUUAGUUUGUAUGGUAACACAGUGACUAGCUGUCGUCACAUUGCUGCUGGACUUGCAGUUAAUAAGACUCUGAGAACAUUGUACUUGGAUGACUGUGAACUGACUGAUCAGAGUAUCGAGGAGCUAUCAACUGGACUGAUCAACAAGAUUGAAACACUGUACAUUUAUGCUAAUGCCUCAAUAACAGAAGAUGGAAUGAAGACACUUGCCAGACAUCUAACCACCCACUGCUCUGAACUGACACUAUUGUUGAUACCCGACCACCUAGAGUCCUGUAUCGAGACAGUAUUCAGGGACGCUAACAAAGAGAGGAAGAGAAAUGGACUACCCGAGAUUGGUGUGCAUACAUUAUAAUACUUAUAUAUACUAAAUUAUAAUUACUUAAUAAAUGUUAUUUAUAAUUACUGAUUUUUAGUAAUUAUAAUUAUGUUUAGUUAUAAUUAUAUUAUGAUUAUAUUGUU
Halichondria panicea is the source of this 2744-nucleotide messenger RNA. Its product is annotated as NACHT, LRR and PYD domains-containing protein 12-like. Gene Ontology annotation, cellular component: cytoplasm. Gene Ontology annotation, molecular function: protein binding. The record is from RefSeq and is a predicted model, not a curated record. The transcript is spliced from 2 exons. The coding region runs from base 1 to 2637 and encodes 878 amino acids. NCBI's taxonomy places the organism in Eukaryota, Metazoa, Porifera, Demospongiae, Suberitida, Halichondriidae.